Messenger RNA from Raphanus sativus (radish), 1095 nucleotides. RefSeq lists its product as uncharacterized. Lineage: Eukaryota; Viridiplantae; Streptophyta; Magnoliopsida; Brassicales; Brassicaceae. The transcript has a single exon. The record is from RefSeq and is a predicted model, not a curated record. Bases 217 to 519 code for a protein of 100 amino acids.
UAAAGACAAAAUCAAACAAAGGAAAAUAUCAAAAUACUAGUACGUGCGUGCUUCUAAAAGAUCUCACGACGUUCUUCUCCACCUCUCGAGUCAUCCACAUGUUUUUCCUAUAUAAAUGCAUAUCCAAACUCCAAAUAAGAAACCUCAAACCCUAAUUAAAAUCUGCAAAGCUAGUGUUCUUGUCAAAGAGUUAAUUCUCAUUUCAUAUUAUAUAAAAUGGGAAUCAAACACAGCCGUGAUCAUUCAACUUCAGCCAUAGACGACAACAAUAACCACCAAGAUUUUCAAGACCAGAAGAUGAAGACAAAGAUUGUUGACGGUGUGAGUCAAAAUCAAUCAAACAACUUCAAGAUUCCAAUUCAUUAUCCAAAGUAUACAAAGAGUGAUUAUGAGAAAAUGCCAGAGUGGCAAUUGGAUCAGCUUUUGAGAGAGUAUGGCUUGCCGAUCAUCGGAGACUCCAAUGAGAAGAGGAAGUUUGUCAUCGGGGCUUUUCUCUGGUCGCCGGAGAAGGAUCACUAGAUGUUAUAAUGAAAUUAUGAUCCAUGUAAGCCACACUGUCCUUAUUAUAUUGUCUUAUAUACCCAAAAGAAACUUGUUACAUAUGGUAAUAGUUUCUUACGGUACUGUUUUAAAUAAAUAAGUUUGCAUGUAGAUAUGUUGUUAUCUAUUUUAUAAAUGUAUGUAUGCUUUAUAUGUAAACUAAAUAAAUAUAUAUAUAAAAGGGAAAAAUUCCAUAUAUAUUCUAUGGUUUAUAUAUACCUUCUUCUCUCUUUUUGGCCGACUACAAAACCAGAGGGAGAAGUAAGAAAAUCAGAGAGAAAGUUAGAACGAAGAGAAAAAAAUCAGAGAAAGCUUGUGCGAUUUUGUCUUCACCACCAUACCUCAGCUUGUUGUUGUGUGGAUGAGCAGAAGGUGAGACAUAUGGAUUAAACCCUAUGGUUUAUACUUUGAUGUAUGUUACUUUAUACACUACGGUUUACACUUCAUUUUACGCUAUGAUGUAUUUUCCGAUGUAUAUUUGAAACUAAAAUCUAUUUGAAUUUGAAGAUUCAUAUCUAAAGUAAAUUCAAAAGCAAUCGAAACAUACUGUCAUCA